AUUCGCUAAACCUGAGUGACUAACACACCCUAACACUUAUAAGGAUACAAUCAUAAAUCUCUCGUAAAGAACACGCUUCCGCAGUAAAGAUUUGAGCAGACAAUUGUUAUUCAGAUAUGAAUGAGCUAGAUUUGAUAAAAGAAGUGGAAAAGCGUCCAAUAUUGUAUGACAAAUCAGUGAGUGGAUUUAAUAAGACCAAACUGAGGGACGACGCUUGGAAAGACGUGCAGGAAUCACUCCAUGUGUCUGAAUCGGAGUGCAAAAAAAGAUGGAGAUCCCUCCGAGACUCAUUCAUAAAGUUGCAACGAACGCACGGCGGACGCACACGGUGGCCAUAUCAUCAUGCCAUGCGGUUCCUGCUGCCGCACAUUGAGCCGAAACCAGAAGGAGGAUCUAAAAAAGACGAAGACUCAGAUGCAGAAGAAGAAGCAGCUCGUCAACGUGCUAUAUCAAACCUGCCUGACCUCUCAUCCUUCAACCACGACAAGUUCGACGAUGAUGAAGAUUCCCAACCGUCUCCGAAGAAACUCCGCCUAAACUCAACUGACGAAGAUAACCCUUGCCAAUGCAACCGAACCGAUCCUGAUGAACUAUUUCUACUAAGCUGCGCUCCGACACUAAAAAGAUUGAAUUCGAAAAAAAAUGCCGUCGCUAGACUUAAAAUACAGAAAGUUCUUUACGAAGCCGAAUUCGGUAACCAAACAGAGUUGCCAUACGCGAAGCCAACAAGCGAUUGUGGAUAUAAUGGUACAGAAUGAAUCAAAAGGAGUUAGAAGUAUAUAAGAACACAUUUUGUUGAAUAGGUAUUUACAGUCUAAUAUUUAUGAGUGAGGAGAGCCUGACACGAUUUAUGUAUAGAAUUAGCUACAUAAAUGAUUCCCGAAUUAAACUUAGGUAUGAUCAGUAUCCAGGCGAAACAGUUUAACGACGAAAAACUCAUGACAUUGUUCAAACUUACAAGUAGCUGCCAUUUCUAUGUUGUGUUGGACUAAACUAGCUAUUCGUCAGCGUACGACCGGCUUUUAGUUGACCUACAGGGGUGUAGCUUUUUAUCAUUAUAAUUUUAUAUUUUCGUAAGGCAUGUCUAAUUACUUAUAUUUAAGCCUUAUAUUUUUCAUGUUCUUUAGAAUCGUACUCGUAUCGACUGCC
This is a messenger RNA of Manduca sexta (tobacco hornworm), 1149 nucleotides long. RefSeq names its product transcription factor Adf-1-like. Gene Ontology annotation, molecular function: DNA binding. The coding region runs from base 117 to 758 and encodes 213 amino acids. The record is from RefSeq and is a predicted model, not a curated record. Gene Ontology annotation, cellular component: nucleus; transcription regulator complex. Gene Ontology annotation, biological process: regulation of transcription by RNA polymerase II. The transcript has 4 exons. Lineage: Eukaryota; Metazoa; Arthropoda; Insecta; Lepidoptera; Sphingidae.